Messenger RNA from Helicoverpa zea (corn earworm), 2110 nucleotides. RefSeq lists its product as uncharacterized. The transcript is spliced from 10 exons. The record is from RefSeq and is a predicted model, not a curated record. The coding region runs from base 93 to 1538 and encodes 481 amino acids. NCBI's taxonomy places the organism in Eukaryota, Metazoa, Arthropoda, Insecta, Lepidoptera, Noctuidae.
GCCGGCGCCGACGCACCGAACUACGUGUGGCGCGGUUCUACCCACCUAUAGAAACCACACUCAAAUAGUCAAAAACAGGAUACUCUGAAACCAUGGCACUGAACAAGAUUAUGGUUUACUCUGGCGUCGCCACCUUGCUCCAAGCGAUUGGGCAGGCGAUCUUCGCAUCACUUGGCGUAGCGCAAUAUUUCUGCGUCAUCGACUUUUUAAGAGGGCUGCCCGUUCUACUGUAUAUAAGGAUUCUCUAUUUCCAUAACCCCAACAGUUGCGGCGAGAGAGUGAACAUCGGAGAAGUUAUCGACGGUAUCGUAGACCAAGCCUUCGUUUUGAUAAGAAAUGAACCGACCCCUGUGUUCCGAACUUUCAUCGUCAACUGCGUCAGUCUCGGCCUCAGCGUCUUUUGGAUAAUGAGCAGUGUUUUUAUGUUAAUGGGUGGAGCAAGAGAUGAGCAGACGAAAUGCAGGAGAUGGCCUUGGAUAAUAACGACGGUAGCAGUGUGCGGACUGGACCUGGUGGCGGCUGUGACAUAUGCCAACGACUCCUUCCAUACCAGGACCAUGAAAGAUAUGAUGGAUUUCAUCGACGGGACCGCCAGUGGUCUCGGUGACACACAGCUGAACACCGCCUGGGCAUCUUGGAUCAUGGUCAUAUUAUACUCCCGCUUUGUCAUCCUUUUCAUUCUAAACGUCAUCCUUCUAAUCAUUGUCAUCGUGGACUGCAAUGUUAAGAAGGAACCUGUCAAAGAUGAGAAUGUAGAAGCCCCGGCUCCCCCAGUUCCGGCCGUACCUGCUCCUCAAGUUGUAGUUCCAGUGCAAGUUUCCACUGCAGUCCAAGCGAGCCCCCCUCAAGACCCCACUCCACCACUAACUACCGACGGAAUCAGUGACAGAGAUGAUGAAUUAGGCAGCUUGCCCAGUGAAAGGGUCACGACGCACAUACCCCGAGCAGGGUUGAGCAGAUCCUUCCGAAGAAUGAAAGCUUUUCUGUUUAGGAAGACUCCUUCGCCGGUGCAAACGAGAUCUAGUCCUGAUUCGUUGCAACCUUCUCCUGAGAGAUCUCCGCGCGCCCAGCAUUUCGAAGGGGACAUGGACAAGAAACGCACGGUGAACUUCCCCACCAGCCUGAUGUCGUUACCACAGAGGUUGGAGAACAUUAUGGCUGAACAGCAGAGACGCCUAGACCAGUCGGUCAUAGACACGUCGGGGCGCGCCAGUCCGCCGCGCGCUUCGCAGUCUAUGCCUCACCUAGCUUCGACCUCCAACCAAACUGAUGGACGAGGAAGGCGCGGAACUACGGCCGAACUACAGGGGCAGCUUCCCUGGUCGUAUAUACCGGCGUCCGCGCACCGCAUGCGGGACCAACUCCCUCCGGACGAGGACUUGCCGCCGGUACCUCUCCCGGACUACACCGCCCUCCAGCCCGUUAGAAAAGCAUCCGUCCAUCGAGGCGCUUCCAGCUUAAGCUCACUCACACAGAAGAAAGAUUACGCGACAUCCCGGUCUGUGCGUUGUGAGUAUUACACAUACAAGAAGACUUAACACCAGUCAUACAUGCUUCCCAAACAGCGUUAAAUGAAUCCGACGUUCUUUACUAAUUGAUUUAGUAAGGAUUGCCUGCUGUAAAAACAAUCUCAGAUUAGUUCAAUUGGCAAUUUGUUUUACAGUAAUAAAAUCAAUAUUUGGGUUAUGUUUGACAAAGUAUGCGAAAACUAGUUUGAUCGGAAAACGCUUUUUUGUAAAUAACACUUAGACAUAAGAAAAAUUAUGUUAAAAUGCUAGUGCUUAUUUAAAAGUAUUUAUUAUUCUGUUAUUUUUAUAAAAACAGUGUAUUUGGUUUAGUUAUAUUUCAUAUAUUAUUUUAUAAAAAUAAUAACUGAUGUUGAACACAGUGCAAUAUCGGAUUAUUAUUUAUUGUAUUAUUAAAUUAUAGUAGAAUUGUUCAACAGAGCUUUCUGAUUUCAAUUUACAAUGAGAUAUUGUUAAGCUCGACUCUUAGUAUAAGGUAUAAUUUAUAAUUGUUAACAUCACGCACUUUGUAAUAAAGAUAUAGGAAACUAACGUUUUAGAUUUUAUACCCUAUGGAUAUUCAAUAAAUUUCGUAUAAUAACAUA